UCGAGCAAGACAAGCCAAUAAACACACCAACGCGCGAUAACAGCGCGAUAAGACCGCGAACACGAGCCGCGGCGAUAAACCCGGGGGCAGCCGGGGGUCGCGGCCGCCAUCUUGUUGCGCCCGAUACACCUCUUUUUCGCGCCGUCGGAGACAUGCCGAUGAGACAUGUGGCAAGCAUGCAUGCAUUCGGUUUCGAUCAUGAAAUGAUCAGUUGCGGCUUUGACUCUGACUCUGAAACGCUGUCAGUUCCAACUCAAAGUGCGGUAAACACAAACAGUAGACAUUUUGAAAAUUCACAACACGCGCACAACUCGUAUAAAUUCAGCUACUUUGAAGUGUAAUUUCGGUUAAGUUAACAAAGUUGCACGUUUAAUUGAAUUUUAACUUGGGGUGAGGUGUGCGUAAAGCUUGCGGUGAAGUUUCGAAUGCUUUUGGAUGUCUUCGGAUCAAGCGGAAGAGGUGAAAACGACCAGCAACUGGAUUAAGACGGAAAAACUUGCACUCGCCGAAAGUUUCAACCAGCACGUCAACAGGAAAACUAAAGGUGCAGACAUCCAAUAAACUUAAAUCUCGAAUUCAAGACUGCGUGAAAGUUUUUUCAGAAAGUUUACUCAGUGAUUACGUGAUAGCUAAAGCUUGAUCAAACGAAAACAUCAACUUUUAAACUUUCAGUUUGUGUGAUAUUAACGCAUAACUCUUAAGUGUUGUUUAGUGAAUCAUGUUUCGAGCAAUAACAAUCACCGAGAAAUAAAAAGAUCUACUAAACAAUCGACAAUGAAAUUCCUCACAUAAUACCUCAACGAUCUACUCUUAUAACCAUUAACAAACAAAAUGGCCACGAUAAAAACCAACGAAGAUGUUGAAGAUCAUCGUAAUUUACUUGACUGGUCACCAGUGCCACCUGGCGAAGACCUAUUCAACGGCACGUUGCAUCAACUACCCAUUGACAUGCGCUUCAACGACGGUCAUAUGCUUUCCAUCGUUGUCUACAGUGUUCUUAUGGUCUUCUCUGCCAUUGGUAAUCUCACUGUGCUAGUGCUUAUUCUUCGCCGAAGACGCAAAACACCAUCACGUAUCAACACAACAUUGAUGCAUUUGGCCAUUGCAGAUUUACUAGUGACAUUCCUGAUGAUGCCAUUGGAGAUUGGAUGGGCAUACACGGUGUCCUGGAAAGCUGGUGAUGCCAUGUGUAGGAUUAUGGCGUUUUUUCGGACGUUCGGCUUAUACCUGUCCAGCUUUAUUCUAGUCUGCAUCAGCAUGGAUAGAUAUUACGCAGUGCUAAAACCACUGCACUUGACCGAGUUGGACAAGCGGGGCAAAUUUAUGCUGUCGGCGGCUUGGAUGGGCGCCACUAUUUGCAGUGUGCCACAAAUGUUGGUAUUUCACGUGGAAGCUCACCCAAACAUCACGUGGUAUGAACAGUGCAUAACCUAUAAUGUAUUGCCGUCGUACACACACGAAGUGCUCUACUCUGUCUUCGGCAUGGUGAUGAUGUACACAUUCCCAUUGGUAGUGAUCAUAUUCAGCUACGCGUCCAUUUUGAUCGAAAUCUACAAAAGGACGCGCACAAAUAUGGGAGCUGACAGAAUACGUAGAUCGAGUCUGGGUUUUCUCGGUCGUGCCAAAAUUCGCACGCUGAAGAUGACCAUUAUCAUUGUGUUGGUGUUCUUUGUGUGUUGGACGCCAUAUUAUGUGAUGAUGCUGUGGUAUUGGUACGAUCGAGACACGGCGAUGCACGUAGAUCAACGCAUUCAGCGCGGAUUGUUCCUCUUCGCGUGUACCAAUUCGUGCAUGAAUCCGAUCGUCUACGGGGCAUUCAACAUACGCGCGCGACGCGCCGGCACGCAGGUGAGGCCGCGCUUGCACACGGUUAAUUCCAGACAGAGCGGCAUGCUCGUCGCCACCGUCGGCCCUAACACAUUCACCACCCUCAACAACAAUCACCGCCAUCAGACGAACAACGAUGCUGAGCGACGACUGCCUACGCUGGAGAUAUCGCUCAAGAACCUAGAAUAACACGACAUAACCUACUAUAGGCAUCCAAUGAAUCAAACUGGUGGCGAUAUUGCGAACUAUUUUAUCCUACUAGACAUAUAACCACCGUUCUUCUACAUAACCUUUAAUUAAUUUUAAUUUUAUAGAUUAGACGCGUUAGUUACAAUAAUUAAAUAAAUUGUUUUUUAUUUUAACAAA
Dalotia coriaria is the source of this 2193-nucleotide messenger RNA. RefSeq names its product adipokinetic hormone/corazonin-related peptide receptor variant I-like (gene Akhr). Gene Ontology annotation, cellular component: plasma membrane. Gene Ontology annotation, molecular function: adipokinetic hormone receptor activity; vasopressin receptor activity; peptide binding. Gene Ontology annotation, biological process: cellular response to hormone stimulus; G protein-coupled receptor signaling pathway. NCBI's taxonomy places the organism in Eukaryota, Metazoa, Arthropoda, Insecta, Coleoptera, Staphylinidae. Bases 832 to 2016 code for a protein of 394 amino acids. The transcript is spliced from 7 exons. The record is from RefSeq and is a predicted model, not a curated record.